Molecule: messenger RNA, 1608 nt
Organism: Lepus europaeus (European hare)
Lineage: Eukaryota; Metazoa; Chordata; Mammalia; Lagomorpha; Leporidae
Gene: C9H18orf54
Product: chromosome 9 C18orf54 homolog
Exons: 5
Coding region: 297-1529 (410 amino acids)
Source: RefSeq, a predicted model, not a curated record
GGGCUCUCCGCUUCGCCGCUGCAGAAUAAAGCCGCGCUCGCUCCUGCAGGCGACACGUCACGGAGCUGCUGUGUGCAAGGCUCGCUUUCAGUGUCCUGCGCGACGUUCCCGUCGGGGCAUGGGCCCUCAACCAUUCCCUUUGAACCAGAGGAGUUGCCGUUUCUUGCCCCAAGUUUAACUAACAUUCUGUUCUCUCAGCACGAUGGGCUUGCUCCUGGGGAUCCGAACCGGAGCGCGUAGGGAGGAAAUGUUGUUUUUAAGGGGAAUGAAUAAAAAUAACCCAUUUUGAGGAAGCCAUGGCAAAAUCAAACACAAAACACAGGGUUUGUUCUCGGGGAUCUUCAGUCUCUUCUCUCCUGGCAAGCUGCAGCCUGCGUGGUAGUAAUUCCUCUAACUCUAAUGGCUCAUUUCAGUUUAAGAAUAAGCUCUAUAGUUCUGCUUCUCAGGCUCUACAGGCCUAUAUUGAUGAUUUUGAACUAAGUCAAAUACAUCCAGAUGCAAGCACUGGGGAGAUGAACAUUGGUAAAGGUUUCACUAAUAUGCGACAGUUUUCCAGCAAUAUUUAUAAACCAGACAAUGCUUUUGAAAAUCUUGAUCACAUAAAGCACUCAAACUCCUUAAACUUAGCCUAUAGAAGAGAGGCUUUUAAUGACAUAGACUCUGUUAGCCUAACAACCGAUGAUCUAUUAAAACUUCCAGCAGAUGGAUCAUUGGCUUUCACUUCCGUCCGACCAAGUCACCGAGUGGGCAAGAAAAACAAGAAAUGCAUUGGAAGACUGGGUUCACUGAACACUGAACAGAAUCCAAAUCUCCAAGAAUCCUCCACUACCAUGGGCAAAGAUAACUUAGUCACUCCUGUUAUAUACACAUACAAAAAUGGAAAACAAUGUGGUAGGCUAAAAAACCCAAAACUUGUGAAUAGGACUAAUAAAUGCAUUUCUGAAUCAUCUUUGUCUUUUCCCAAGAAAUCGUCUUUGAAGGACAGUUCAGAACACAGUGCUGAAAAGAAUUAUCCAAGAUGGCUCACAAGCCAGAAAUCUGAUCUUAAUGUUUCAGGGAUAACUAGUAUACCUGAUUCCAGAUACCCAGUCUGGCUCCACAAUCAAGACUUGCUACCUGAUGCAAAUAGUCAAAGAGUUUAUAGAACAUUUGAAGAAGAUCAAUGUUCCCCUAGACAUAGUUAUCAGGCACAAAGAACUUCUCGGCUUAUGAAUAAGUUAGAUUGUUCUGAAUAUUCUUUUGAACCCUCAAACUUUUCAGAUUCCUUCAAUGUUGAUAAAGGAUUAGUUAAUAAAUACAAAUGUGAUUCUGAAAACCGCCAAUGUCAAUGUGAAAAUCCACUUCUCCCAGGACAAACCAAAAAGCCAUUCAGUGGUGACAAAAUUGAAUUGCUUAUCCUGAAGGCCAAGAGAAAUCUAGAGCAGUGCACUGAAGAAUUACCAAGGUCCAUGGAAAAGGAUGACAGUCCUUGCUCAUUAGAUAAACUUGAAGCAGAAAGAUCAUGGGAUAAUAUUCCUGUUCCUUUGUAACAAAUCUCCUGUUCCUGUUAACUCUGAAGAUAGUCCUCAACAAAGUUCAAGGACCAAGUGCGUUAAUCACGUCCUUGAA